AGGAAACUCCGAAACGUUCCUACCAAGAACAUCUCGAUCUACUCUGCUUGAACAAAGACCCUUUCACCGACGACACCAUGGCGGACGUUGCCAACAUUUUGAAGUGUGCCUACUCGGUGGGCCUGCUCAUCUUCUCUACCAUCAUCAUUAUGGGUCUCAUCUUCAACGAAGAAACCAAACUCUCGUCCGACGUUCACUCAGCCGUUGCCUUUAUUGCUAUCUGGGUCGGUGUGUUGUGGCUAACCAUGGUGGAGGGCGGCCAAGGGUCUUUGGUCGGUCUGGCGCCCGUUAACGGAGAGCUCUACAAGGACUCCCAUCCAAUCGCCUACAAAUGCACUUCGAUUGCCCACAAGGGCGACAACCUCGAUCGGUACCUGCUGGGUCGCCAGUUCAUGGUGGUGCUGACUGUCUUCACCAUCAACAUCUCGGGCGGUCCCCUCAAGGACGCCGAGCUUUGGGGUUUCCCUUCUGUCCUGACCAACAUGUUUCUGGGUAGUGGUCUGGCCAUGAUUCUCUUCACGGCCAUGAUUGGCCAGCUGAACUCUCAAGUCAACGCGUCACUGUGCAUGCUCGACUACAUUAACAACUACUUCGCGCUGUUCACCUUCUGGGUCGCUAUGGCGAUUGAGUUUUCCGGUCUACUUCACGCCUCCUACCUUGUGCAGAUGCUUGUUGCUGCGCUUUCCGGCAAAAAGAUCGAGUCCAACGAGGAGCCGCGCAACGGACUACAGAACCUCUUCUUUUGGUCGCGCUGUCUCGUUUCUCUCGCCAUCCUGGCCUAUUGCUUUGCGGUGACUUUAGCCGCUCUCUUUGACGGCAAGACCACCAUGUGGGAAGGUGUUCCGUCGGCUGUUGCUGUCAUUGUCUUCUUCCUGCUCAUGUCCGUUGUUGGCUUGCUCGAGGGUAUGCAGAUUGCCUUCUUUGCUGUGGCUAAGAUCCCCAAGUCCGAGCGAGGAGAUUCCGUGUUUGCCAAGAAGACGUGCGAACUUCUCUUCAAAGGCGAAGGAAAUAACCUUCCGGGCUUCAUGAUUGGGCGACAGCUGUGUGUUGUUUCCUGCAUGUUCUUCAUUGCUCGCGUCACUAGUGUCGAGAUUGCCGAAGGAGAAGAGAACAUCUUCGGAGUCUCGGACGGCGUCCAAAAGCUCUUCGACACGGGUCUUCUCGGGGCCAUCAUCACCACAAUUGUGGCGUCCAUUUCAUGGCAGCUUGUGGCCUCAGCCUUCCCUAUCGCUUUCCUGUCCAACCCCUUCACCUAUAUCUUCCUUCGCAUUUGUCUUCUGUUAGAAGCUAUUGGUAUCUGCUCCGGAGCUUGGGUUCUUGCUGCGAUUCACAAGAAAAUUGCCGGUUUCCAGCGUGACGAGGUGUACAUUGGUACUGCCGAGGAACGUGCCGCCAAGAACAUGAGUGACAACACAGAGCAGCUACAUUUGGGAGCCGGCCAUUUGGUCAAACUUCCUGGCUUUGCUGAGCACGCGCCACCGGCCUUGAAGGCGCUUAUGGAGACCAAUCCGUCCGUUGCCGUAUACCUCAACUCCAUUCAUGACAUGGAGACUGGCAAAGGCAACAAAGGUCAGGAGUCCGAGACUGAGACCGAGUAAGAAGUACACCGCAUUUGGUGGUUAGAGUCAAGAGUGGACUCAAGUCAUACGAAACUCGAGUAAAGUCAGUAAAUUUUGAAAUGUGCAGCAAACUCGACGGCUCCGCACCAGAUGGAUGGAUGGAGCAAUCAGAUAUCGUAAUCCUACAGUUAAUAAAUACCCCAGUAAAUCGUUCGAUUCAUUUC
Molecule: messenger RNA, 1783 nt
Organism: Phaeodactylum tricornutum CCAP 1055/1
Lineage: Eukaryota; Bacillariophyta; Bacillariophyceae; Surirellales; Neidiaceae
Gene: Sit1
Exons: 1
Coding region: 78-1598 (506 amino acids)
Biological process (GO): silicic acid import across plasma membrane
Source: RefSeq, a predicted model, not a curated record